Acanthochromis polyacanthus (spiny chromis) is the source of this 1720-nucleotide messenger RNA. RefSeq names its product homeodomain-interacting protein kinase 1-like. Gene Ontology annotation, molecular function: SMAD binding; protein serine/threonine kinase activity; protein tyrosine kinase activity. The transcript has 9 exons. Lineage: Eukaryota; Metazoa; Chordata; Actinopteri; Pomacentridae. Gene Ontology annotation, biological process: intrinsic apoptotic signaling pathway in response to DNA damage by p53 class mediator; peptidyl-threonine phosphorylation; peptidyl-serine phosphorylation. Bases 320 to 1720 code for a protein of 466 amino acids. The record is from RefSeq and is a predicted model, not a curated record. Gene Ontology annotation, cellular component: PML body; nucleus; cytoplasm.
UUAUAUACAAUGACUACACCAGUGUUUCAGCAUUUUACAUGAACCCAAAUUUAUCCACUGUGUGCUUUCUUUACAGUAAAUAUGACAGUUAAAAGUUUAAAAAAUAACUACAUUAUAUAUAUGCUGCUUUGUUUACAUUUGAACGAGGUAGCGCUGCAUUUAAAUCAGGGUGCAGACAGUUCUGCACAGUGUCUUACAGAUUUCAACAAGACAACAGGACUACUUGAAACUAGCAGGACAUCGAGAUUAAUCUCAACGUUAACCUUUCAACAAAAUCCAAAGAACCCAAGAUUUUUCAGACUUCUGGGACAAGAUCAAAAUGUACUUUCAAAGUUCAUCCUCAUCUUCAUCCUCAUCCUCAUCCUCAUCCUCAUCCUCAUCUUCCUCCGAGGGGAGUAUCGCAUGGCAGGGUUUCGAAUGGACAACAGGCUACACGGUGGUGAAAGAACUGAGAGAUGGAGGCUUUGGAAGAGUGCUGGACUGUGUGAAAAACAACACUGAAGAGCACGUGGCUAUAAAGAUGCCCACAUGGAACAAUCUAGACCAUGAGGCAGAAAUCCUGAAAAAGCUCAUGAGCCACAAUUCAAAGGAGUCCAACAUCAUUGAAUACAAAGGAGACGUCUUCUUCGAAGAUAAGCGGCUCCUGGUGCUUGAGAAAUUGGACAUCGACCUGUGGGACUACGUGGAGAAUUUCGCACAGCCAAUGCGAAUGGAACACGUCCGUACAGUUAUUCAGCAGAUGGCUGUUGCUUUGAAUGCAACAAAGAGUGCUGGCAUAAUCCACUGUGAUGUGAAGGAGGAUAACAUCAUGAUGGUGGAUCAUGUGAAGCAGCCCUUCAAAGUCAAGCUGAUUGACUUUGGUUUGGCCAAGUACAGAUCCGAAGCCGAAGCAGGAGAGCUAUUCCAAGUACUUGAAUAUAGAGCUCCAGAAAUCACCCUGGGCCUGCCGUAUUCAGAGGCCAUCGACAUUUGGUCCUUAGGCUGCGUGAUGGCCUGGAUGAUGACUGAAGAUAGUCUCUUCGGAUCAGGCUCAGACUCAGAAUACUUUACACUCCGACGCAUGAUCCGUCUGCUGGGUCUGCCGCCGCAACAUCUCAUCGAUGCUGGCCGGAGAUCACCAUUAUUUUUUCAGAAAAAGUCUAAUGGUUUGUGGCGGCUGAAGAGAGUAUUUGAGACCGAUCUCGUCCACUCCGACCCCACGGUUUACAAGUUGGACUCUCUGGAUGAAAUGAAAACGGUGUCCUCUGAGACGGACAACCCAGCAGAGGCUGAUGAGAGGAGGGAGUGCAUGGAGCUGCUGAAGGCGAUGCUUCAGUGGGAUGAGGACGACAGAAUCACCCCCAGUGGUAUCCUCAACCAUCCUUUCAUCACCAAAAACUACCUCAACAGCAGCUCCCCCACCAGGAGUUGCGAUGAACCUAAACCCUCCACCAGCAAGUUCAUCAUGGUUAAGCCUGCAGACCCAGAAAACAGAAUUAACCUGACAGGCUUGCCUGAUGAGGACGAUGACCUUAAGAGCAGUGAGCAUGAGGACAGUGACGACGCUGACACUGCCGAAGACACCGAGGACAGCAAGGAUGGUUAUGAUUAUGAAGACACUGAAGUCAAUGAGAAGGAGCAGAGAAAGACAAAGAAGAAGAAGAAGAACUGCUUCCAACGUGUCUUCUCUUGGAUUAAGAAGAAGUUCUGCUGCUGCCGUGUGUCCGAUGUGAUGAACUGA